This is a messenger RNA of Camelina sativa (false flax), 1175 nucleotides long. Its product is annotated as xanthoxin dehydrogenase. The record is from RefSeq and is a predicted model, not a curated record. Gene Ontology annotation, cellular component: cytosol. Gene Ontology annotation, molecular function: xanthoxin dehydrogenase (NAD+) activity. Gene Ontology annotation, biological process: abscisic acid biosynthetic process. NCBI's taxonomy places the organism in Eukaryota, Viridiplantae, Streptophyta, Magnoliopsida, Brassicales, Brassicaceae.
CCAUGGCGAAGCGCCGAUUAAAAACGCCAACUUGCGAGUAAGAAAUACAAAGAAGACGAAGAAGACGAAGAAGAAGAGUGGAAUGAAUUGGAACUAACGAGGAGACGAAUAAGAUCUGAGUGAGUUAAAAAGCUAUCAUGUCAAAGAAUACUGAAUCUUCUUCUUCACUUCCUACUCAAAGGUUGUUAGGUAAAGUGGCAUUGAUUACUGGAGGAGCCACUGGGAUAGGAGAGAGCAUUGCUCGUCUGUUCCACAAGCACGGCGCAAUAGUCUGCAUUGUUGAUUUGCAAGAUGAUCUCGGAGGUGAGGUAUGUAAAAGUCUGCUUAACGGUGACUCGGGGAAGGAGACAGCUUGUUUCAUCCAUGGUGAUGUUAGCAAAGAAGGCGACAUUAGCAAUGCGGUUGACUUUGCAGUCAAGCAAUUCGGAACGCUUGACAUACUUAUCAACAAUGCAGGCUUAUGCGGAGCACCAUGCUCUGAUAUCCGUACUAGUAGUUUGACUGAAUUUGAGAAGAUCUUUGAUGUGAACGUGAAAGGAGCUUUUCUCGGGAUGAAACAUGCAGCUCGUGUAAUGAUCCCUGAGAAGAAAGGGUCUAUAGUUUCCUUGUGUAGUGUAGGAGGUGUUGUGGGAGGUGUUGGUCCGCAUGCUUAUGUUGGUUCCAAGCACGCUGUUCUAGGCUUGACUAGGAGUGUUGCAGCCGAGCUUGGACAGCACGGGAUACGUGUGAACUGUGUUUCACCUUAUGCGGUUGCAACCGAACUUGCGAUGGCUCAUUUGCCAAAGGAAGAGAGAACGGAAGAUGCAUUUGUUGGUUUCAGGAACUUUGCGGCUUCAAACGCAAAUCUAAAAGGGGUCGAACUGACGGUUGAUGAUGUAGCAAAGGCUGUUCUGUUUUUGGCGAGCGAUGAAGCGCGGUACAUAAGCGGAGAUAAUCUGAUGAUUGAUGGAGGGUUCACUUGCACUAACCACUCUUUUAGAGUCUUCAGGUGAUUGAUACAUUUUGCUAAUGGAUAUUGUUGAAUGGUUUACUGUCAAUUUAUCAUGUCUCUUGGAUAUUUUAACUGUGGAGCUUAUUGUGGACUUCUGGUUUUCAUUGUUACCUUUAGAGAUUUGUAGAAACAUAUCUUUUUGAUGUGCUACAAUUUCUUUUUGAUAAUGCUGUUUACUAAACAA